GCGAAUUCAUGACCUUGGCUCUCCCUCUAUGAUGCGCCCGCUACUCGUCUGACCCCUACCGCCGCUGUUCACCCUCACCUGCACCCUCGAGACCGCGUACCCCGAGGCAACCACCCGCUGCCAUUAAAUUCCGACGGCGCGAUCGUUUACGAGCAUGGUCUCGGCCCCUAGCGCUGGGGGCUCAAUUGUCAAUGCAAACAUGAGAGGUACCUCGGCGACAACCCCGCUGACCAUGGCCGGCGGCGGCGGCGGCAAUAGCAAGCAGAAAACGGCACUAUCCAACUCAAACGGCGGCCAGUCAGCGAAGCCGCCGAGCCCCCUCAGCUCCCUGACAAGCCCUCCGCUUGAUCUCUCGUCGGUCGAGCGACGCGGCCAGCCCACUGCGUGUCCCGAGCCGGUCACCAAGAAAAACCGGCCUCAUGGUCUUCAGGAAGCGCCCACGUAUCGCCCCACCGAGGAGGAAUGGAAAGAGCCGUUCGAGUAUAUCAGGAAGAUUUCUCCCGAGGCGCGGCAGUACGGCAUGUGCAAGAUCAUUCCCCCGGAGUCAUGGAAUCCCGACUUUGCCAUCGAUACAGAGAGGUUUCAUUUCCGAACGCGCAAACAAGAGCUGAACUCAGUCGAAGGCAGCACACGCGCGAACCUAUCCUACCUCGAUGCGCUCGCAAAGUUCCACAAACAGCAAGGGACAAACCUUACGCGAUGGCCCUACGUCGAUAAGAAGCCGCUCGAUCUUUACCGGCUGAAGAAGGCCGUCGAGGCUCGGGGUGGCUUCGAAAAAGUCUGCAAGUUGAAAAAAUGGGCCGAGAUUGGCCGUGAUCUCGGCUACAGCGGCAAAAUAAUGUCGUCUUUGUCCACCUCGUUGAAGAACUCAUAUUCCAAGUGGCUGUGCCCGUACGAGGAGUAUCUUCGCAUUGCGAAACCCGGGGUUCAUCAGCAGCUUGAACUCGAGUACGGCGGUCCCUUGACACCCAGCCCGGCUCCGAGCCCGAUGAAGCGGUCUAACGUGCCCACCCCCGCAAGCGCCGAUUCCCCGGCAAGGCACGCGACAGACGCGCUGCAGGAGUCGAUGGAUGGUCGCGCCAAGGACUCCGAACGAGACGCUUCGAUGUCGGAUACGCCCGCUUCCGGCACGCCCCAAACGGCGUCUGGGUUCACUGCUAUCAAUUCGGGUGGCUUCACGGCCGUCAACUCCGGCUUCACGAGCGCCAACCGCCCAGCGGCUACGCCUUCGGAAGGGAAAGGCCUUGCCACUCCUAACAAGCACAACGGCACGCCGGCCACGUCCGCCAAGAACACGCCCGAGUGCCGUCAACCGGCCCAGGGCCCUUCCGGCCAGAAGCGGCAUGCGAGUUGCGAGAGUCUGGAUUCUUCCAAGAAGGACCCAGGCGACAAAGAGGAUGGGGAAGCUGGGAGUCGCAGAAGCAAGCGACUCAAGAAAGAGACGGUACCCACUGUGGCCGGCUCCCACAUGUCUUUAUUCCGCUCCGCCCCCCAAAGGAUGCCCCGAGACGAAGCUGCAGCGCCUGGCGAGAGAUGCGAGCAGUGCGGCAGAGGCAACGAGGAUGGGAGCUUCAUUCUUGUCUGCGAGUCCUGCGACCAUAGGUAUCACGGCACAUGCCUUGAUCCGCCGCUCAAGGUCAAACCCGAAACCGAGUGGAACUGUCCUCGUUGUCUGGUCGGCGACGGCCAGUUUGGUUUCGAGGAAGGCGGCCUGUAUUCAUUGAGGCAGUUCCAGGAGAAGGCCAACAACUUCAAGCAGGGCUACUUUGCCAACAAGAUGCCGUUUGAUCCUGUCCUCAAUUGCCAUCGGCCGGUCACGGAAGACGAUGUUGAACACGAGUUCUGGCGUCUAGUUGCCGACUUGGAAGAGACAGUGGAGGUGGAGUACGGCGCCGACAUCCAUUGCACCACCCACGGCUCCGGUUUCCCCACCAUCGAGAAGCAUCCUGACAACCCGUACUCGACCGACCCCUGGAAUCUCAACCUGCUCCCGCUGCACCCCGAGAGCUUGUUCAGGCACAUCAAGUCGGAUAUCUCGGGCAUGACCGUCCCGUGGGUCUACGUCGGCAUGACUUUCUCGACGUUCUGCUGGCACAACGAGGACCACUACGCAUAUUCGGCCAAUUACCAGCACUUCGGCGCCACCAAGACCUGGUAUGGAAUUCCCGGUGACGACGCGCUGAAGUUUGAGGCGGCGAUGCGCGAGGCUGUUCCCGAGCUGUUCGAGACGCAGCCGGAUCUUCUGUUUCAGCUCGUCACGCUGCUCACCCCCGAGCAGUUGAAGAAGGCGGGCGUACGCGUCUACGCGCUUGAUCAGCGUGCCGGACAGUUCGUGAUCACCUUCCCGCAAGCAUACCAUGCCGGCUUCAACCACGGAUUCAACUUCAACGAAGCGGUCAACUUUGCCCCCGCUGACUGGGAGCCGUACGGCCUUGCGGGGGUGGAGAGACUCCAACUUUUCCGGCGGCAACCUUGUUUCUCGCACGAUGAGUUGCUGUGGACCGCGGCAGAAGGCGUGACCAGCGGCGGGCUGACCAUCCAAACAGCCAAAUGGCUGGCUCCCGCAUUGGAGACGAUCCAUAAGCGGGAACUCGCGCAGAGGGAGGAGUUCAUUGGCAAGCACGACUUCAUCGUCAAGCGCCUCCUCGAUGCCAAACAUCCGGCUCAGCACCAUCGCUGUGUGCUUCACGGAGAGGCCGGCGACGAGUGCCCGAUUGUGUUCAAAGUCGACGACGCCGAUGUCCCCGAGGAGGAGUACGGCUGCUUUUACUGUAAAGCGUUCACUUACCUGUCGAGAUUUAUCUGCCUUAAGACCGGCAAGGUCCUCUGCCUGCUGCACGCCGGGAGCCACCCUUGCUGCGACCUCCCAGAGUCGGACAGGUAUCUCGGAAAAGAACACGCGCUGUACUACCGCAAGUCGGAUGAAGUCAUCGCCUCCAUGACCAAAAAGGUCGCCGACAAAGCCCAUGUUCCUGAGGCUUGGGAAGAGAAGUACGAGAAACUGCUCGAUGAGGACGCGAUCCCGUCGCUGAAGGCGCUACGGAAUCUCCUCAGCGAAGGCGAAAAGAUACCCUACGAACUGCCGUCGUUGCCGGUGCUGAAGGCUUUUGUCGAGCGCUGCAAUCACUGGGUCGAGGAAGCGACCAACUAUACGGUCCGGAAGCAGCAGAAUCGCCGCAAGAACGAGAAGGUGUGGCAGAUGGGAUCGCGCAAGUCCGUGGGAAAUGCGCAACACGAGCAGAAGGAGCGCGAGACGCGCAAUGUGGCGAAUAUCUACCGGCUCCUUGACGAAGCCAAACAGAUCGGGUUCGACUGCCCCGAAAUCCUUCAGCUACAAGAACGCGCCGAUGCCAUCAAAGCGUUUCAGGAGGAUGCCAGGCAGCUUCUGAACAAGCGCCAGUCACAUGCCAUCGGCCCCGUCGAGAAGCUGCUGGAGGAGGGCCAGAGCUUCAACGUGGACAUCCCAGAGCUCGAGGAGCUGUCACGCCUCCUGGAGCAGCUUCAGUGGAACGAGAAAGCGAGCAGCAGCCGGAACACGGCGAUGACGUUGCAGAGUGUCAGGGACCUCAUUGAGGAGGGCCGGCGGCUCAACGUACCGCCGUAUAACGACCAUCUUGUGUAUUACAUUGAUCAAUUGUCGGCCGGCCACAUGUGGGACAAGAAGGUGCAGGAACUGAUCAACGCCGACUCGAUCCACUACCCGCAGCUUCAGACGCUGGCCGAUCAGGCGCAAAGCAACAACUGGCCGGUCUCCCCGGAGACGAUGGCCGCGGUGGACCAGAUCCUGCACAAGCAGCGCGAAGCACACCGGCAGAUCGUCGAUCUGAACGAGCGCUCCCAGAAUCCCGACUACAGGAAGAGACCCAAGUACUCCGAGGUUGCCGAGGUCAUGAAGAAGAUAGAGGAGCUUCAGGCCAAGCCCACCGGGACCCACGAACUGGAGAAGGAGCAGAAGCGACACGAAGACUGGAUGCGCAAGGGCAAAAAGCUUUUCGGCAAGACGAACGCGCCGCUUCAUAUCCUCAAGAGCCACAUGGAUUAUGUGCUCGACCGCAACUUGGACUGCUUCGACAUCGUGCAUGACAAGCCCCGGUUGCCAGCGGAGCCUGCGUCUAGGGAGCCGAGCCCCGAGAAAGACAAGGCCAACCGCUGGGAGGACCCCAAGUUCCGGGAGGUCUUCUGUAUCUGCCGGCGCACGGAGGCCGGGAUGAUGAUCGAGUGCGAACUGUGUCACGAGUGGUACCACGGCAAAUGCCUCAAGAUUGCCCGCGGCAAAGUCAAGGAGGACGAUAAGUACACGUGCCCGAUUUGCGACUGGCGGGUCAAGAUCCCUCGCGACGCCGCUCGGCCGAAGUUGGAGGAUCUUAUCGCCUGGCAGGAGGAGAUCCCCAACCUGCCAUUCCAACCGGAGGAGGAGGAAGUGCUGAAGAAGAUCAUCGACAACGCGACCGAGUUCCGCAACCACAUCGCGUCGUACUGCAACCCGAUCCUCUCAACCGCUUCAGAGGCGGAGACGCAGCGGUUCUACCUCCGCAAAAUCGAGGGCGCCGAGAUCCUCCUUGCGUACGAGACCAACUUCUUCCGGCAGGAACUGCACAAGUGGGCCCCGGUCGCCCCCGAACCCCCACCGGUUCUCGAGGUGUCCAAGAGCACACGCAAGCCGCGACCCACCAAGUUGCAGAAGAUGCUGGCCCAGUAUGGCGUGGACGAUCCGGACGACCUGCCUGAGAGCGUCAAGGGCAAGGCAAACAGCCUGAAGCGCAAAGCGAUGAACGCCGAGGCCGCCGCCGCGGCUGCCGCGUCCGGCCCGGGUUCGAUCGUGAUGGUGCCCAGCCCUGGGUACGGACCGGCGCCGCAUUCGUUCUUCUCGCGCAACUCGUCUACCCAGCCCACCACGCCGGGCCUCCCGAGCAACGCGCACGCUCGCCCAUCCAGCGGAACCGACCCGUCGUCCGCGCAUUCUCAGCAGGGCCGACCAGGGUCCAGUUCCAUCCUCCGCGGCGGCAGCACCAUGGACCUUGACCCCACGGGUGGCCACCCAUCCCUGUUUCUGCGCGACGGCACCGGCCCCGGCCCGCAGCUCGUCGCCAGCGACUCGACGCACGACCUGGAGGAGCGCCUGCUGAGGGGCACGUUUGACGACGAGGAGCUGAACGCGCACCUGUCGACUGAGUCCGGCAAGGCUCGGGUGCUGGAGAUCCUGUCGCGCACCGACACCGGUCGGCGGCGCGCUGAGGAGAUAUUCGGGCCGGCGGUCUGGGGCGGCGAUCACCGCGGCGGCAGCAGCAGCCGCGCCAGCGCGAGGGAUAACGAUCCGAUCGGCAUCGGCGUCGGUAAUGACGGCGACGACAGCAUGUUCGUGGAGCUGGUCAACCAGGACGAGGACGAGGCCGGUGGCGGCGACGGCAAGAAGUCCGCCGUUGCUGUCGAGGGCGAGCACCAGCAUCAGCUCCAGAACCCGCCUCACCCGUCGAAUGCGGCCGAGAUCCUAGACGAGGACCGCGGCGAGGCGGCGUCGUGGAUGGAUGCAAGGAAGGAAUCCUAGUUUGAUUGGUUCUGAUGCAUGCAUACUUCACGUCCUGCUUUCCCCGGCGGUGUUGUACGGCUUGCUGGGACUGGACCCGUCAUCGCGAUCCUGCCGGCAGCAGCAGAGCAAAGCGCACAUGAGAACUGCGAUGGACAGGCGCUUCGG
Messenger RNA from Thermothielavioides terrestris NRRL 8126, 5692 nucleotides. RefSeq lists its product as uncharacterized. Gene Ontology annotation, biological process: chromatin remodeling. Lineage: Eukaryota; Fungi; Ascomycota; Sordariomycetes; Sordariales; Chaetomiaceae. The record is from RefSeq and is a predicted model, not a curated record. The coding region runs from base 233 to 5545 and encodes 1770 amino acids. Gene Ontology annotation, molecular function: DNA binding; histone demethylase activity. The transcript is spliced from 6 exons. Gene Ontology annotation, cellular component: nucleus.